Messenger RNA from Anguilla anguilla (European eel), 3763 nucleotides. RefSeq names its product leukotriene B4 receptor 1-like. Gene Ontology annotation, cellular component: membrane. NCBI's taxonomy places the organism in Eukaryota, Metazoa, Chordata, Actinopteri, Anguilliformes, Anguillidae. The record is from RefSeq and is a predicted model, not a curated record. Gene Ontology annotation, molecular function: G protein-coupled receptor activity. The transcript is spliced from 5 exons. Gene Ontology annotation, biological process: immune response; G protein-coupled receptor signaling pathway. The coding region runs from base 1393 to 2745 and encodes 450 amino acids.
AACAUACAUGUUUGAUUUCAAGUUAUUAUGAAAAUAAAUCUGUUUGCGGCUGCAGAUUUUUAAAAAUGGCGGUUGAAAAAAAACACUGCGAGUCGUCGACCAAUCAGACAUUUUCAACGCUUGCGCCCCACCCCAAAAGUUCCAGUACUUUUGGAAAGUACUACCCCCCGAUUUAAUUUUUUACGAGUAGGCCUACGAUUUCAUUUUUUACGAUUACGAUUCUGUUUUUCUCGCGCUUGGAGUUUUGUCACGAUUUUGACGUGAAGGCGGGGUUAAGGGAAGGGGGCGACUUUAUUGGUCACUCGGACAAAUUCGUCAUUUGUAUGCACCGUAUUUACUUCCCCAAGGCAUGCACAUCAUCAUUUACUAGGGAAGUCAAGUCAAAUUUAUUUAGAAAGAACAUGGCCGAUUGCUGAUGGAUGGAUUGCUGCUUAAGUUACUAAAGUUAACUAUUUAGCUCAGUCAUAUAUCCAGCUGUUCACAGUGUCUAGUCAAGCGGAUACCGAAGGAGUUUCUGUAAACAGCUAGCUCUAGCCUAUCAUACCUUUAUCUUCAUUAUUAGGUAGGUAGCUAGCUUAGCUAACGUUAGCUGUGGCUGUUAGCUAACCCUUUCGUUUACAAUUCAGAAAAAUGCGUUUGAUUUUAUUUAUUUAUUUUUUUGAACACGAGAAACAUUUCCACAUCUACGCCUACAAUUUUUUUUUUACGCGUGCAAUUUUUUUCCUACACGGACAAUACUUUUGGCACUAAAUUGACUCCAUACAUGACAGUCCAGUGCGUAUCUUCAGUCUGACUCUAAAUCUGCAUGUCAAACAGCUCCCUUUUCAAUCAAUCACUUAUGUCUACAUCAAACUUUAAGGCAUUUAUCUCCCUACAUUGGAAGUCUAAUCAUCGUUUGUGGUGUGCAACUCGGAUGAAGUGGGGGACUUUUACAGGUGCUGAAUCAGCCAGCUGGGGUUGCAGCGUCUGUCCCCCUGCGGGGCUAACCCUAACCCUAACCCUAACCACAAUCGCCACUGGCAUGCCCGAAUAUGAGCUAUGAGCAUUGGGUUGUUGCAGAGGUUCCAUCUUAUAAAGCAAUCACCAUUUUGGCAUCUAACUUUGUAAUGAGGGCCUAGAUUUUUGUUUCUCAUAUCAGAUUUAUAUAAGUUUUUUUUGCAGUCUUUACAAGUGACUUUAAGCCUUCUGGCACUGGUACAGGAAGGAUGAUGUGGAGCAGAGAUUGCGAAAAUCAGGAGAGGGAGGAGCCGCUGUCUCAAGCCUGAUUCACCUGUCUGGGCAGUACUGACAUUUGUGUGUGUGGGCAUGUGUGUGUGUGUGUGUGUGUGACUCAGGAACAGAAAUACAAGGAAAGAAAGACACACCUCCGCUCUCUCAGUGAGAUAAAGAGGGAUGGCAGGAAGAGAGAGCACACUAAGUCCAGAAAGAGGAAAUAACCAGAACAGGAAGACAGAGAGACAGGUGAUCAGCCAGCACUCCGCACCACAAAUGAUGGCCGUAAACCACACCUUCUUCUCCUCCUCCCUCUCUCCCUCUUUCUCCUCCCACUCCACCUCUGCUGCCUCUCUGCAUGCCACCCACCCCACCUCCAUCCCCCUCCUCUUCAACUCCACCGGCAGCCAGCCCCCAGAGGACAGGAGCGUAGUGAGCAAUGACACAUCUGCCCUGGUGGGGGCGCUCAUCCUCAGCCUGGUCUUCCUCCUGGGUUUGCCUGGGAACAUCUUCAUCAUCUGGAGCAUCCUGGCACGCGCACGCAAGCGCUCCAUUACCACUCUCCUCAUCCUCAACCUGGCCUGUGCUGACGGCUUCCUUGUGGCCCUCACUGUCUUCUUUGUGGUGUACCUGGUCAAGCAGAGCUGGGUGUUUGGGAACAUCAUGUGCAAGGUGCUGUUCUUCCUGUGCUGCUCCAACAUGUACGCCUCCAUCCUGCUCAUCAUGCUCCUGAGUCUGCACCGGCUGGUUGUUGUGGUGAAGCCGCGGUGUGGACGCGCCCUGGCUGACCGCAGGACUGUACUGCACCUGCUGGUGGUGCUGUGGCCGCUGGUGCUGCUCCUGUCCCUGCCAGCCCUGCUGUUCCGGGAGGAGAGGAUGGACGCUGGUGACAAGGAGAAACCCCGCCUGGUGUGUGUACCCAAUCACAGCCCGCCACGACAUCUGAUUGGCCAGUACACCACAGAGACGGUGAUGGGCUUUGUGAUCCCGUACGGCGUGAUCAUCUGCAGCUACGUGUGCAUCCUGCGCCGCAUCCAACAAACACGCUUCCACCGCAGAAUCCGCAGCGAGAAGCUCAUCCUCGCCAUCAUCACCACCUUCGGCCUGUUCUGGCUACCUUAUCACGUCAACAACAUGGUGCAGGUUGUAGCGCAAAUCUUUCCGAUCUCCUCACCCCUCAGGUCAAGGUUGGACAAUAUUGGGAAGUCCUGCCGGGCAGUGACCUCUGCGCUAGCCUUCAUUAGCAGCAGUGCAAACCCGGUGCUCUACGCCUUCGCGGGGAAGGCCUACAUGCAGCAGGAGGGCCUCAGCUUCAUGGCCCGGCUGUUUGAGCUGAUGGCGGUGGACCCCGGCACCAGGAAGGUCCGUAAGGCCAGCCGAGACCAGGCAGCUCUCGGGCUCAAAGACAGAGAGACAGAUUCCUCAAGAAGCCCCGCCCCCAGCUCCGCCCUCAGCCCCACCACUCUCCCUGCACUUGGCUCCAUCCCCACAACCAGCUCCCUGCUGUCUGACAGCAGGCAGAAUGGGACAUAAUGACGCUCCUCCCUCUCCCUCAAUCUCACUUUCCCUCAAUCCCUCCAAUGCUGCAGGUUGUGAUUUGUUUUGGGAGGUGUGCAGCACACAUCUGAGGGUAUAUGGACUGCAAGGUCUCCCAACCAUUUCACAAGUGGGGGGUCCAAACACAAAAGAACUGGAAGGUGAACAGGUGGUACUGUCAGGCAGGGGAUGGGCAUGGAGCUGGACCUGUGCCAACCGUGUCUGCAGGAGGUGCUCAGCCGAAUAGACCCAGCAGAAUAAGUCUGUCUCAGCAUAACUAGAGGAGCAAAGGUAACGGGCCAACAGUCAUGGGUGCAACCCUAAGACCAACCGAGACCACCAGACCAUGGUUUACCCUAACCCACCUUAACACAGAAACAUCAUGCUGACUGAUCCACCUUAACACAGAAACACCAUGCUGACUGAUCCACCUUAACACAGAAACACCAUGCUGACUGACUCACCUUAACACAGAGACACCAUGCUGACUGACGCACCUUAACACAGAGACUCAGAGAUUACUGGCAAAGCAAUUGAUUCACCUCAGUCUUCAAUUUGAUCAGCCAAAAAUUUUGCUACCUCUUUUUAUGUAAUUUUUUGCACUACAGCACAGUGAACAUUUUUAUUUUGCAUGGCAUGCAUAGCUCUUUCUUACAUAAUGUGGCUUAAGAGGGAAACAGUCCCUCUAAACAUGAAAAGCACUUAAUUAAUAAAAAUGAACAGCUUGUUAAAAUUCUGGGAUUGCACAGUCCAGCUGAGCUAUGGUACUGAGCUCCAAAGGAUCCCCUGGAAUAAAGGAGGGAGUGAGCUGCCAGUCUUCCGGAACAUUCCGCAUCCCGCUGUUCAGAGGACGGGACGACUGACCCUACAGCCGGGGCUGUAGGACAACUGAAAUCUUGUCCCUGAUUUUUGUAACUUUGCCAUCAAAACAUUCAUAGAAUCAUUACUGCUAAAUGUUACAGGAACAUAAUGAUAAAUUAAUAAAUGCAGAAUAAAUAAGCAAACCUGUGGACUA